This is a messenger RNA of Dimorphilus gyrociliatus, 1867 nucleotides long. NCBI's taxonomy places the organism in Eukaryota, Metazoa, Annelida, Polychaeta, Dinophilidae. The record is from the annotation of a GenBank genome assembly.
UAUGUCUGAAUGCAUUGAUUGGGACACUGAGGAAACUCAACCAAUACAUUACCAAUUUUUCGAUCAACAAGUUGAUACGAAUUCUACUCGACCGCUGACCUAUGAUAAAUUGGAUAAGAAGGAGUCAUUUGUGUCACUAGACUAUGAGGAGGAAAUGAAUCAAGGAACAGAUACUGAUCAAAAUGACUAUGAGAGUGAAAGAAGUCCUUUUAAAAGUCCAGAAGCGGCUCCAGAAAAAGGAUUUACAAUUGUGGGACAAGGUUCCAUAGUUGAAACAUAUAGCAGAAUGUCUGACAAUCAAAGAAGAGUGUCCGAAAACUCAUCAGUUGCGAGUAAUGGAAAAUCGAAUGGUGAUAAAUCUUCUACGUCCAGUCCUACUGUUAUAAAUCACACUGAAGUGAAAGACGAUGAACAUAAUAACUCCGUGGGUGAUGAAGAUGAAAGGCCACCAGUAGUCAACUCGGAAACGGUGUCAAAGACUCCUGCCGGUAGUGAGCAUCAGAAUGAAAUAGCGGGGUAUGCCAGCGAUUAUAGCCAUUCAGAGAGCCUUAAUGAAAAUAAUACCCACGUAACUGAGGCCGCUGAGGAGCAAUCUUCAAGUCCUAAAUUAUCCCCAAGGACUGACGCGCAGGAUGACCGGUCAUUAAAUGAAGAAGGCCGUCAGACAUUAAAGACAGCAAGUGAUAAUUAUAGUGAAUACAGUUAUUCAGAAUCAGUUGAAGACAGUAAACGGCGGUCGCCAAGCCCUAAAUUUGAGGAUAAGAGUGACGCUACAACAAAGAAACUUGAAACUGAUAUAGAAAGUGAAAGGGAGGAGGAGGUAAACCAUAAAAGCGAUAGUGAGCAGGAAGAAGAUAUUGAUAAAGAAGAGGAAUUCGGAACGUCCAGACCGGAAAGUGACAAAGAGGAAAAGGAAAACUACAUUUUAAACGAGUUAGACGAUAAAAGUUCUGAGAAAGAAGAAAGUGAUGAAGAGUUAAACGAAAGGUCAAAAAGAAAUAGUAAACUAAUAGUAAUUGAAGAGAAAACGGAAGACAGCUAUAGUGAAGGUACUUUCGAAAAUUUCACGGAGAAGGAGAGUACUGAUAUGAAUCAAAAGUCUCAUACACGUGAUAAAUUCACCAAUAAAGCUCUACCCGCGAUCGGAAUAACAAAUGGGGUAUUGGAAUUGGAGAACUUUCAAAGGCCAGGCUUCUUAAAUCGACCGCAUCGUAAACAGCCUCCAGCGCCCAUUAAAAUGAAAUUGAGUCACGAACAAAAAAUGGACGCUAUACAUAAUCGUCCUAAGCCGUGGCUAAACAACAUGUCAAGACCUCAACCUAAACCUCCUGUUCAGCCUGUUUCUAUAAUAGAAGUUCGGAAAGCUGGUAGAAUUCACCGACCAAAACCCUGGCAAACGCGAGUGGCAUCAGAGACAACCUCACAGACAACGUUCAGUGAUAAUACAAUCGUUAACAGUGAGGUCUCAGAGAAGCCAGUAGCUAACGUUAAGCCAAUAUUGAGGAAGCCAGAGAGAGUUGAGAUGGCAGAAACGAAGCGACUAGUCCGUGUCCAAAGCUCUUCCAAAGCUCGUCCUGGGAUACCCACCCAAUUAAAAUCUGUUGCCUAUUGGCAAGAAAAUAAAUUGUAUAUCACGAUAACAGGACCUUCGCAUAUUAUUGAUUUUGUAAAACGAAAGAAUAAUCUUGAUUCAAUCGAUGAAGUGCCUAUGGAUGUCAAUAUGACCUUUGUACAAGAGAAAAGAAAGAAAAAACAGUCGUCUUGGCGCCAAAAGCCAAAGGCACAGUCAAAAGUUAAAUUACCACCUAUUAAUGUUGAUCGCAACAUAGUUGACAACAGAGCCGUUUAUAAACCUUUUCAGUUUUAA